AUGAGCCUCCGCCUCCGGCUCUGCCUCCCGUCCGACCUGUCUCCACCUUCUCGGGAUUCCCCGAAGAACCGAGUUUCUAGUCUCCGUCGGCGGACGUCCACACCGUUGAGAUAUUUCUCGGCCUCCUCCAUCCUUUCUCGUCCAGUCUCAAGUAGCCGUCGGUGGCACUAGCGGUGGACGGAGGAGUGGAGGACGGAGGCGGUUAGACACGCUGUGAGAAGACCAGAUCUAGAGGGAUCUGUUCCUGGCGUUACAGUGACUCUGAAUACCGAAAAGUUUGAGCCUCGGAGUGGAACGAGCUUGAGCUUAAGAUCUCUCAGGAUGUUGAUGAAGCUCAUGUAUGAUACUUUCAGUGCAUUUGGUGUGAUUGCUUAUGAUCCUAAGAUUUCGGUUGUAUCAGCUAUGACUCCUUUGAGGCAUCUGAGGCUGCUAUUGAGGCAAUAUCUCUGUAAUCGUCAAAUGACAGUCUCUAACGCAUACAAGAAAGACACCAAAGGAGAGCGUCACGAGAGACUACUGGCUGCCUCAAAUCCAAGUUCCCAGAAAAGCAGACCCCAUUUGGUCGAAAGGUCCAAGAAAUCCUCUGCAGGUUUUGUGAUGAGAGCUGCUUCAGUCAUUCAUGCGAAUCGAAAGAGAGAUGGUGAUAAAGACGUGAUCGCAACAAUAUGCAUGCAAGAUUACACAGAAGCUGCCACAGUUGUGUUUCUAUUCUGCGUUGCAGAUGGAAGCUUUGCUAAAGCCAAGCCCUUUUCUUAG
Microthlaspi erraticum is the source of this 756-nucleotide messenger RNA. NCBI's taxonomy places the organism in Eukaryota, Viridiplantae, Streptophyta, Magnoliopsida, Brassicales, Brassicaceae. The record is from the annotation of a GenBank genome assembly.